AUGCUCGGCAUUAGGCAGCUCCUUGCGUUCCAAGCUAUCCCGCUCCCGCUCCGUGCACUCCAAGCUAUCUUGCUCCCGUUCCGUGCGUUCCAACUUUUUGUCCGUGCGUCCGGUCUCCAUGUCCUCAUCAAGAGGUACCUUAUCUCCACUUUCUUGCAGGGUCUAAAGGAAGAUACUCGAGUCCUCAUUCGAGUUGCCUGUGGAGGAAGCCUCAAUGAGAAGUCUUUUGACUUCAUCGAACAACAAAUCACUAAGAUGGCUAACGAGUGUGCUCCUUCCCACGAAUUCGUCAGAAAUAUUGGUUUUAAGGACAACCGUGCAGGUAAGGAAAGUCCAUCUGAAAUACAUGCUUUAUGUGCAGAGCUGGCCAAACUUAGAAUGCAGGUAGAAAACGUCCAUCAAAUCACUGAUCUGGAUGCAUCACGAGACGAGUACGUGCAUGAAGAUGUCAGCUACGUCGCCAACAAUCCGUACCCGAACACAUACAAUCCGGGUUGGAGGAAUCAUCCAAAUUUCUCAUACAAGAACUCCUCCAACGCUCUAAAUGCACAACACAACAAUUUCGGUGGUUCAUCUAUCCCGGGCUCCUCUCAAGGAAAUCAAUCUCAACCCCGAAAUGCCUACCAGCAUCAGAACCCAGCCCCUCAACACUACCGAGCUCCCCGUCAGCCUCCAUCUCAAACUUCGGUCUGCCUCCAUCUCAAACUUCGGCCUGACCCUGACAUCAAAUCUAUGCUUGCACAACUUAUGCAGGGUCAAGAAGCCAUUUGCACCGAGAUUGGCAAAGAGCUCGCUAACCCUAUCAUCACAUCUACGGAAAAAGGUCAGUGCUCUAACUCUGUUCCUACAUCUUUUCCUGACCCCAUAGCGGCUGAAAAAUCGACAAAGAUCUCGGGUGCUGAAGAACGCGACGACAUUCCACCGCCACCACGUCCGCCUUCGGUUCCUUUCCCUCAACGACUCAAGAAAACUAAAGAAGACACCCAAUUUGUUCGAUUUGCUGACAUGGUGCGUAAGUUGGAAAUCACUAUGCCAUUUCACGAGGUUAUCACUCAGAUGCCAUCCUAUGCCAAAUUCCUGAAGGACAUUCUCACAAAGAAGUGCGUCAUCGAGAAGGAAACCAUCACGCUUAAUCCCAAAUGCAGCGCCAUUCUUCAGCACGAUCUACCACCGAAGAUGUGCAGUGUAAAUCUCCUACCACUCUCCAUCUACAAGAAACUCAACGUGGGAGAACUCAAACCGACUCACAUGGCUCUUCAACUAGCUGAUCGUUCUGUCAAAUAUCCUCUGGGUAUUCUCGAGGACGUCCCGCUGAAAGUCGGCGAUUACUACGUACCGGUCGAUUUCGUUGUGCUUGACAUGGACGAAGACUCCAAAAUCCCGAUUAUUCUAGGGCGGCCGUUCUUAAACACUGCAGAUGUCAUUGUCCACGUUCGUGUCGGCCGACUGACACCCAAGAUCGGUGACGAAACGGUGAAAUUCACGCUCGAACAGAAUUUCAAGCAACCAUCUACAGUGGACUCUAUAUGUUAUAUCGACUUGAUGGAUGCUUUAGCCGAUGAGGGUUGCAGUACCUUUACGGAGCCUCAAAUUCACGCGUACACGUCAUUCCUAGACGGUUUAGACAGAAUGCCAGGCAAUACGGCAUUGUCGAAUACAAACACAGACCGUGUCGAUAUUCUGCCGAAAAACAUCGAACACACGACCGUGCAUCAUUUCGGGCCAGCCCGUGCACAACUCGACAUGGCCGUGUCGAGUAUGAACUCGGACCGUGUCGAUUCUCGGACUCAUUUCCAGCCUGUUCCUCUGUUCGAAUCUUUGCCCGUCUUCGCCGCCAAAUCAACCUCCAUGAAUCAUCUACCUGACUGGGAUCCUGUAGUCGCUCCGAAGCUCGAGCUAAAACCCUUGCCCAUAGGACUCAGGUAUACAUUUCUCGGUCUCGAUUCCACUUAUCCUGUUAUUGUCAAUGCUGCCUUGGAUGAUCUACAGCUCGAGCGUCUCCUCACCACAUUGCGAGACUACCGAAAAGCCAUCGGGUACACUCUAGAUGAUAUCAAAGGUCUCAACCCUUCAUUGUGCAUGCAUCGAAUUCAUCUGGAGGACGAUUCCAAAUCAUCCAUCAAACAUCAACACAGACUCAAUCCAUCGAUGAAGGAAGUCGUCAAGAAAGAGGUACUAAAACUUUUGGAUGCAGGUAUCAUUUACCCUAUAUUCGACAGCCCUUGGGUAAGUCCGGUUCAAGUCGUCCUAAAGAAAGGCGGUAUGACAGUGAUAAAAAAUGACAAAAAUGAGCUGAUUCCGACAAGAACAGUGACGGGCUGGCGUAUGUGCAUCGAUUACAGGAAGCUAAAUGCGAACACUCGCAAAGAUCAUUUCCCUUUACCUUUCAUUGAUCAAAUGCUUAAACGUCUUGCUCUUCAUUCCUAUUUUUGUUUUCUUGACGGCUACUCGGGAUUCUUUCAAAUCCCUAUUCACCCUAAUGAUCAGGAGAAGACAACUUUCACUUGCCUCUACGGGACCUUCGCUUAUCGGCGUAUGCCAUUUGGGCUUUGCAACGCCCCUCCUACUUUUCAACGAUGCAUGAUGGCGAUCUUCUCUGACAUUGUUGAAGAUUCGAUGGAAGUGUUCAUGGAUGAUUUCUCUGUCCAUGGAACUUCCUUCGAUGUUUGUCUGACUAAUCUGCGUAAAGUUCUGGAUAGAUGUUUGCAGGCCAAUCUAGUGCUCAAUUGGGAGAAGUGCCACUUCAUGGUACAGGAAGGCAUCGUCCUCGGACACAAGAUCUCCGACAAAGGCAUCGAGGUUGAUAGGGCAAAAAUCGAGGUGAUUGAGAAAUUACCGCCCCCGCACAAUGUUAAAGUCAUCCGCAGUUUCUUUGGUCACGCCGGUUUCUAUCAUCGCUUCAUCAAGGAUUUCUCCAAAAUCACCAAACCCCUCACCGAUCUCCUCUGUAAGGAUGUGCCUUUUGUUUUCACUAAUGAUUGCCUUGCAACUUUUGAAACGCUCAAAAAGGCGUUGAUUUCCCCGCCCAUCAUUCAACCGCCAGAUUGGGAUCUACCUUUCGAAAUUAUGUGUGACGCCAGCGAUUAUGCAGUAGGAAUCGUACUUGGACAACGCCGAAAUAAAGUUCUUCAUGCGAUCUACUAUGCCAGCAGAACUUUGGAUGAUGCUCAGGUAAACUACAGUACGACUGAGAAAGAACUGCUUGAUGUUGUCUUUGCAUUUGAAAAAUUCAGGUCCUACCUUGUCGGUUCCAAAGUCAUAGUCUACACCGAUCACGCCGCCCUGCGAUACUUCCUCUCCAAGAAGGAUGCUAAAUCGCGCCUCAUCCGUUGGAUAUUGUUUCUUCAAGAGUUCGACCUUGAGAUCCGGGACAAGAAAGGAGCCGAGAACGGAGUAGCUGAUCACCUGUCACGCCUUGAACUUCCCGAGCAACUUCCCAUUGAUGACAAUCUUCGCGAUGAGCACGUCUUCGCCAUCUCUACUCUUCCAGAGGCCCCGUGGUAUGCUGAUUACGUCAAUUACCUGGUAAGUACAAUUCUUCCACCAAAUCUAAGUUACAAUGCCAGGAAGAAAUUUCUCCACGAUGUCAGGAACUAUUUCUGGGACGAUCCUUUCCUCUUCAAGAGAGGAAUCGACGGUCUAUUCCACCGUUGCAUUCCUGAAGGUGAGAUUUUCAGUACCAGUGGAAUAGUAGAAGUUUCAAACCGCGAGAUCAAGUCCAUACUCGAGAAGACGGUAUCCAGAUCCCGAAAAGAUUGGGCCCUCAAGCUCGAUGAUGCCGUUUGGGCGUAUCGCACGACAUUCAAAACCCCCAUCGGGAUGACACUGUUCCAACUCGUCUACGGCAAGGCGUGCAAUCUCCCCGUGGAAUUGGAGCACAAAGCUUACUGGGCCAUCAAGCAGUUGAACUACGACCUCAAAUCUGCAGCCGAGAAACGAGUUCUCUCGCUCCAUCAUCUUGAGGAAAUCCGCCUUGACGUGUAUGAAAACGCAAAAAUCUACAAAGAGUGGACGAAGAAAUGGCACUACAAGCAUAUCCUCCAGCGUAACUUCCAGGUAAACGAUCUUGUCCUUUUGUUUAACUCACGAUUGCGACUUUUUCCAGGAAAGUUGAAAUCGCGGUGGUUUGGUCCGUUCAAGAUCAAAUCCGUAUCACCAAGUGGUGCGAUCGAACUAUGGGAUCAUUCCGGAGGACUCGGCCGUGUCAUCCCCUUUUUCGCCUUCCCCUCGCCGCCGCCACCGUGUCCCGCCGCUGCCGCCUUCCCCAUCACCGCUGUCGCCGCACUUUAA
Molecule: messenger RNA, 4290 nt
Organism: Tarenaya hassleriana
Lineage: Eukaryota; Viridiplantae; Streptophyta; Magnoliopsida; Brassicales; Cleomaceae
Molecular function (GO): nucleic acid binding
Source: RefSeq, a predicted model, not a curated record